Messenger RNA from Camponotus floridanus (Florida carpenter ant), 3999 nucleotides. RefSeq names its product F-box/LRR-repeat protein 14 (gene Ppa). Gene Ontology annotation, molecular function: protein binding. Gene Ontology annotation, biological process: SCF-dependent proteasomal ubiquitin-dependent protein catabolic process. NCBI's taxonomy places the organism in Eukaryota, Metazoa, Arthropoda, Insecta, Hymenoptera, Formicidae. The record is from RefSeq and is a predicted model, not a curated record. Gene Ontology annotation, cellular component: SCF ubiquitin ligase complex. The coding region runs from base 1825 to 3342 and encodes 505 amino acids. The transcript has a single exon.
GGCAAGCGAGAUAGUCUCUCACGCGCAAUGUGGCCCGGGUGGCGAAAGAGGGGCAAGGGUGGUGAGGAGGAAGAGAAGGGGGGAGGGGGAGUGCUACGCGGUGUGCGCGCCGUGUGUGUCUUUCUCUCUCUCUCUCUCCCGCUCCCUCCCCCCGAGCCUCAUUCGCCCGCCCGCCGCAACGAAAACUUAAAAAUGCCGCCGCAGCGCAACCCGAAUCGAUAUUCGCCGGUGCGGUCACGUGAUGCGGCCGCGGACCAAUGAGCGGGGCUCGCUCCGCCUGUGCCCGACGAAAUCACGGUACGACAUCUACGUUCGGGCGGACGGAACAACAGUCCGCGGCUGGCAGCGCACCGGUUCACAGUUUGGCGAUGUGCCGCUCUGCGGUUGUCUCGCGUAUGAGUGACCCGGACGCAUCGGCAGGCAUCGGCGGCUACGUCGACGGGCGACGUUCAACGACAACGGCCAGAGUAUCGCGACGCGGUCGGCGUACGGGUGGCGCGGAGCGCGCUGUCGCUUAACGCUCUCCGACAAUUUUUUUUUUCAACACACGUACACGUCGUACGUGAGUUUCGCGAGUCUGUCUGUCUGUGUGUGGUGCCCUAUCGUCCGCCGGAAGAAGCGCGCGUAAGCGACCCCGUAUAUACACCCGUCGUCGUAGUGGUCGUCGUCUCGCGUGCAAAAAGAGUCAGCCAGUCGUCGCGGCCACGGGACAGAGCGAGAGGGUAGAGGAAGUGACUGCGGUGCGCGCGACGAAGAUGGAGUGCGCGGGUGAGUGCAAAGAGGCGUGGUGGGGCAGGCGGGUGUGAGAAGAAGGAGAGGGAUAGAGAGCGCGCGCGCGCGCGACAGAGCGAGAUAGAUACGCGGUCGGUGGGAAAGAGACACUCUCAGCGCGACGCGAGUAGGACCGAGAGACGGCGAGGACGAAGAAGAAGGAACGGAGAAGAGUCGUUCCAGACGGAGGCUAACGCGAUAUAUAGGUAGUGCGUUUUUACAUAUGCCCGCGCGCGCGAGAGAGAGAGAGAGAGGGAGGGAAUGGUACUUUGGUGAAAAGUAACUCUCUCGACGCUGUCGACGAUAAUCAAAGUCGCGUGUGUGUCGUAUCUUUCCGACGAUCUCGCGAGAUAAAUCCCCCUUUCCCCGACCCCCCGAUCGCGUCGUAGAUCGCGCGCUCCGCGUUGCCGAUCCGUGUCGACGCGGUGAUAUCGCGGCGACUGCCGCGACGAUCGAUAACCGCGAUCGAUAACGGGCGAGAGAGAGAGAGAAAGAGAUUCUCGCGCGCGCAUGUGGGUGCGUGACAUUCGUCGUAUCGGAAUAAAUACGUGUGUCGUGGAAAUUGCUCGUAGAGUUGGCGCAAGGUGAGGAAGAAACGCUCUUUCCGCGACGAGAGAUCGGCGCCAUAAUAUAACCUAACCGAGACGAUCGGCGAGAGCGAGAGGAGAGGAGAAGAGAAGAGAAGAGAAGAAAAGAGAAGGAGGAAGAGGUACAGGGACGAGAGACCAAGUAAGAUUUUCCAAGAUAGAGGAGAAUAAUCACCGCGACGGGCAAGGGCACGACGAGCGCUCGACGAUCGCUCGCUCGUCGUCGAUCGUCGCGGCCGAGUCGCCGCGGAUAAGACUUCGGCGGGCGCCAGCAGCGGCAGCGGCGACGGGGUCGCAGGACGGUCAACACGACGACGAGGACGACGAGGACGACGACGGUGGCGGCGGUGGCAGGUGCGGAGACGGCGGUGACGGUGGCGGCGACGACGAGGACGAGGACGACGAGGACGACGAGGACGACGACGGCGACGGCGACGACGACGACGACGACGACGACGACGGCGACAUGGAGGAGAGUCAGCUGUUGAUGACGGAACUUCCGGUGCCGCUGACGCCGAGCGGCGGCACGACGCUGCUGCAUCGCCCGGGCCACUUCUAUCACCUGCAUCAGCCGCACCUGGCGAUACCGACGCCGCAGAACCAGGCGAUCCUCCAGCACAACUCGAGCGGGGCGGCGCGGCACUACGGCACCGACGGCAACGGCGGCAGCGGCGGCCUACGCGACUUGCCGGCCUACACCAUCGGCCAGGGCGGCGGCAUCUCGUCGCGGCAUCAGCUGCACCCGCAGGUGCACCAGCGCGGCAAGGCGGCGACGCACGGGCAGGCCGCCGCGAGCACCCACGUGUCCUGCCUGUACCCGGAGAUCCUCGCGCUCAUCUUCAGCUACCUGGACGUGUGCGACAAGGGACGCGCCGCGCAGGUGUGCACCGCGUGGCGCGACGCCGCUUAUUAUCGCUCGGUCUGGCGAGGAGUGGAGGCGCGGCUGCACCUGAAGAAGCAAGCGCCGGCCUUGUUCGCCAGCCUGGUGCGACGCGGCGUCAAGAGAGUACAGGUGCUGUCCUCGCGACGCGGAAUCAGCGACGUGCUCAAGGGCGUGCCGAAUCUCGAGGCCCUCAAUCUGUCCGGGUGCUACAACAUCACCGACGCCGGUCUCACCAAUGCCUUCGGCCAGGAGUAUCCGUACCUCACCGAGCUCAAUCUGUCGCUCUGCAAGCAAGUGUCGGACACCUCCAUCAGCAGGAUAGCGCAGUACUUGAAGAAUCUCGAGCACCUCGAGCUGGGCGGGUGCUGCAACAUCACCAAUACCGGCCUGUUGCUGAUCGCGUGGGGUCUUAAGAAGCUCAAACGACUGGACCUGCGAAGCUGCUGGCACGUGUCCGAUCUGGGUAUCGCUCACUUGGCCGGUCUGAAUCGGGAGACCGCGGACGGCAACCUCGCCCUGGAGCAUCUGAGUCUACAGGACUGUCAACGACUGAGCGACGAGGCGCUCAGGCAUAUCUCUCUCGGUCUCACCACCCUCAAGUCCAUCAAUCUGUCCUUUUGCGUGUGCAUCACAGACUCCGGCGUCAAGCACCUCGCUAGGAUGCCGAGUCUGCGCGAGCUCAACCUACGCUCGUGCGACAACAUCUCCGACAUCGGUAUGGCUUAUCUGGCCGAGGGCGGUAGUCGCAUCACCUCCCUCGACGUGUCCUUCUGCGACAAGAUCGGCGAUCAGGCCCUCGUGCACAUCUCCCAGGGACUGUUCAACCUCAAGACCCUGUCGCUGUCGGCCUGCCAGAUUAGCGACGAGGGUAUCUGCAAGAUCGCCAAGACCCUCCACGACCUCGAGACCCUCAACAUCGGCCAGUGCAGUCGGCUCACCGAUCGAGGUCUGUACAUCAUCGCCGAGAGCAUGAAGAACAUCAAGUACAUCGACCUGUACGGCUGCACCAAGAUUACCACCAGUGGCCUGAGUCGAAUCAUGAGCUUGCCGCAGCUCAGCAUCUUGAAUCUUGGCCUGUGGCACAUGGCCACAGUGCGGUGAUGGCUUUUUCCGUGGCAGAGUGCUCGGGACACACACGAGCGCCGUCAACGUCAUCGUCAUCGUUACCAAGGCGACAACGACUCCUCGUGGCGACUCAAGGACAACCUCGUUUUCGCGCGCACGUUUCUGCCGCAGGCGGUAAGUCUCUUGCUGUCACUUGGAACGCUCCAAAGUCGUCCGAGCGUCUUCGACAUGUUCGUCGACGGAUAGCGUUAGCUCGUUUCGAGACGGCUAUUUCUCUUUCUCGCGGGAGGGAAAAGCAAGCCGCGCUCGCUCUCGAGGGACACCGUUUUCCAACGAGAUGGUGCAUGCUACGAAUCCCCUCGACAACUUUCUUUCCCCGAGAAAGCGACAUAUACGUGUCUCGAGCAACAUAUACAUAUUUCCGAUUAUACUUGGUCGUCGCGCGUCGGAGACGAUCGCUAGAUUAAUUAAACGACGAGUCGGACGGGUCUCGACGCCUCGAUUUCGGCGGCAUGCUCGACCCUCGGAAAUUUAGGAGAAAAAAAAAAACGAAUAUCUCGCUUGAGGUUUUUCCGCACGGACGAAAUUGCGAUCAUCGUGUACGAUCAUCGAGACGAUACAGACAUUAUGACACGCAAUUGAUCGAUAUUCGACUUGGGCCAAGUCAAAUGAGGACGAUACGAUUAUAAUGAA